AUGGAUUCUUCGGAGCGAAGUGAGCAUACCGAGCCAUCUGACCCAGUGACACAACUGCAGUUGACCCCGGAACUUCGCGAAAUACAUGAUAAAGUCCUGCGGACAGUACGAUGCCUCGUGGCUGAUUUGUGUCAGCAAUAUGAUGGCGGCCAUCCAGGCAGUGCCAUGGGCAUGGCAGCUCUAGGCCUUGCACUUUACAAGUAUGUAAUGUGCUACUCGCCUGGUAAUCCGAGGUAUUUCAAUCGAGACCGGCUGGUCCUUUCCAAUGGCCAUGCGUGCUUAUGGCAAUACGUCUAUAUGCAUGUCGUGGGCUUUCCUACCAUGACGAUGGAACACCUGAGGUCUUACCAUUCUUCCGAUCGAGGUUCGAUAUGUCCUGGUCAUCCAGAAAUCCAGUUCGACGGAAUUGAGGUCUCGACUGGACCACUGGGUCAGGGUGUCGGGAACGCUGUUGGUCUGGCGAUUGCCUCGAGACACCUCUCAGCGACUUAUAACAAGCCUCAUCACAAUGUGCUUGACCACAUGAUUUGGUGCGUAGUUGGCGACGGCUGCCUACAAGAAGGAGUGUCCUUAGAGGCAAUACAGCUCGCGGGUCACUGGAAACUGGAUAACUUGGCUAUCUUGUACGACAAUAAUGGAGUGACUUGCGCUGGUACUGUUGACUUGACAACUAGCGAGGACGUGAAUGCUCGGAUGGAAGCCUGCGGCUGGCAGGUUGUUGACGUGGUUGAUGGUGUCGACAAUAUCAGCCGCCUCGUUGAGGUCCUUUUGUAUGCUCAACACAACAGGCAGAAGCCGACCUUCGUAAACGUCAGAACUAUAAUCGGCUACGGCGCAUGGUUCCAAGGUAAAAACGAGGCUCAUGGGAAUCCACUAGGUGUUGAUGGCGUGGCAAAUCUGAAGCGACAGCUCGGAAUGAAUCCAAAGACUCACUUCCAUAUUGAUGAGGAUGUAUACAGAUUCUUCGCUGACGUCGGUCCAGCUGGCAGAGCUCGUGAAGCACGUUUCGCAAAAGAGGUGAAAGCUUAUGGGCAAAGUUAUCCGGUUUUAGCUCAAGAAUUUGUCGAGAGGAUGGAAGGCCGAUGGAAUACUCAUUGGCAACACCUUUUACCUGCUAAGAAAGAUCUACCUAGCUCAAAAGUGGCGUCUAGGGUUUCUGCAGGAGAAAUUAUAGCCUUACUGGCUCAGCAUUUACCUCAAGUGAUGGUAACGAGCUGCGACCUCCAGCCCACCACCAAUAUGUCUUGGCCAACGUCGAAGGCCUUCCAAUGCCCUGUUCACGACACUACCUCUGGCACAACAUCUGGGGAUUACACAGGACGCUACCUCCACUGUGGCGUGCGGGAACACGCUAUGGCAGCCAUUGCUAACGGCCUAGCUGCUUUCAAUGCUGGCACAGUCUUGCCUUUCACGAGCGCCUUCCUCAUGUUCUAUGGUUAUGCUGUGCCAGCUGUACGUAUGGGUGCUCUUCAAGGGCUAAGAAUAAUUCAUCUGGCGACACACGACUCGAUUGCGAUUGGCUACGAUGGACCAACCCACCAGCCUGUUGAAAUAGCCUCCUUGUUCAGGGCGAUGCCGAAUUUGUUGUACAUUCGACCUUGUGAUGGCGAAGAAACCUGCGGUGCAUUUAUGGUUGCUGUGGCCGCGGAAAAGGCAUCAAGCGUAAUCAGUCUAUCAAGACAUGGCUUGGUACAGUACCCACAGUACUCGAGUCGUGGCGGAGUGGGAAGAGGCGCAUACGUUUUCAUCGAGGAGUUAAAAGCAGACAUCACACUCAUCGGAGUAGGCUCAGAGAUGGUCUUUGCGGUUGAAGCAAGGAAGAAGCUAGCGGAACGUGGCUUCAAGGCUAGAAUUGUCAGUUUCCCUUGUCAGAGGCUGUUCGAGGCGGAGAGUCGUCAAUACAGAGAAACAGUGAUGCAGUAUGACCAGAAUAAACCUGUUGUCAUUAUCGAAGCGUAUGCUGUCAACGGCUGGGAGAGAUACGCUGAUGCUGGAUAUUCCAUGCAUACUUUCGGUAAAAGUCUACCUCCUGAAGACCAGGUUUACGAGUUCUUUGGGUUCGAAGCGAACUGUAUCGCCUCAAAGCUUCAAGACCUGAUAGCUGAGGUGAAUCAAAGCGGCAUUAGAUCACUUCGUGGAGACUUCAGGGAUUUGAAUGUCAGAUUUGUCUAG
Molecule: messenger RNA, 2172 nt
Organism: Lithohypha guttulata
Lineage: Eukaryota; Fungi; Ascomycota; Eurotiomycetes; Chaetothyriales; Trichomeriaceae
Exons: 1
Coding region: 1-2172 (723 amino acids)
Biological process (GO): pentose-phosphate shunt
Cellular component (GO): cytosol; nucleus
Molecular function (GO): transketolase activity
Source: RefSeq, a predicted model, not a curated record